Pygocentrus nattereri (red-bellied piranha) is the source of this 5139-nucleotide messenger RNA. RefSeq names its product forkhead box K1 (gene foxk1). Gene Ontology annotation, biological process: regulation of transcription by RNA polymerase II. The record is from RefSeq and is a predicted model, not a curated record. Gene Ontology annotation, molecular function: DNA-binding transcription factor activity, RNA polymerase II-specific; RNA polymerase II cis-regulatory region sequence-specific DNA binding; protein binding. Lineage: Eukaryota; Metazoa; Chordata; Actinopteri; Characiformes; Serrasalmidae. The transcript has 10 exons. Bases 1 to 1950 code for a protein of 649 amino acids.
AUGGCCGAUUUUGGGGACGACACCGGGGCCAGAGCCCUGUUAGCCCUGAAGUCUGCGCCGUGUAGCCCGGUCAGAGUCGCGGUUCCCCCGGCCUACACGCUGCCGUCGAGCGCGCCCGGGGUCGCGGCCGUUGCGCUGAGUCCUCCGCCGCAGGCCCUCGCCCGCCUGGAAGGCCGGGACUUCGAGUUCGUCAUGCGCCAGAGGACCGUGACCGUGGGCCGCAACUCCUCGCACGGCUCGGUGGACGUCAACAUGGGCCACUCCAGCUUCAUAUCGAGACGGCACCUCCAGAUAACCUUCGAGGAGCCCAACUUCUACUUGCGCUGUCUCGGCAAGAACGGCGUGUUUGUGGACGGUGUUUUCCAGAGGAGAGGCGCUCCUCCGAUUCAGUUGCCGAGAGAGUGCACGUUUCGUUUUCCCAGUACAGCAAUAAAGAUUCAGUUUACUGCGCUGUACCUCAAGGAGACAUUGAAAGAGGAGGCUCCCAUUUCCCCUGUGAGACCCCUCUACCCACAGAUUUCUCCAUUGAAAAUCAACAUUCCUGAAAAUGACUUCAGAAGUAUGAUGAGCCCCCUGCCUUCACCAACAGGAACCAUCAGUGUGCCCAACUCCUGUCCGGCAAGUCCUCGGGGUGCAGGUUCCUCAGGAUACCGCUACGGACGCAACAUUACCUCAGACCUGCAGCUGGCUGCCGAGUACGCAGCCAAGGCCGUAUCAGAGCAGCGCACUGAGCCGUCUGGGGGAGACAGCCCCAAGGAUGAGUCCAAGCCCCCGUACUCAUACGCACAGCUGAUUGUGCAGGCCAUAUCAUCUGCUCAAGACCGACAGCUGACACUAAGUGGCAUCUAUGCCCACAUCACUAAGCAUUACCCCUACUACAGGACUGCGGAUAAGGGCUGGCAGAACUCCAUCAGACACAAUCUAUCCCUGAACCGCUACUUCAUCAAAGUGCCACGCUCGCAGGAAGAACCUGGUAAAGGCUCAUUUUGGAGAGUGGAUCCAUCAUCCGAGGCCAAGCUGGUGGAGCAGGCCUUCCGCAAGCGCCGGCAACGGGGUGUGUCCUGCUUCCGCACACCCUUCGGUCCGCUCUCCUCCAGAACAAAGAGUGCACCAGCCUCGCCCACUCACUCAGGCCUCCUCUCACCUCACUCGAGCGGCCUGCAGACCCCUGAGUGCCUGUCUCGAGAGGGCUCGCCUGUGUCCCAUGAGCAUGAGUUUGGCUCUAAGCUGGCCUCUGUGCCCGAGUACAGAUACUCUCAGAGCGCCCCAGGCUCCCCUGUGAGUGCCCAGCCCGUGAUCAUGGCUGUGCCUCCUCAGCCUUCGGCAGGGUUGGCCAAACCUGUGGCCUACAUGCCUGCCUCCAUCAUUAGCUCUCAGCAGCCUAUGGCUCAGGCCGUCCACGUAGUGCAGCAGGCCCCGGCGGUCGCCAUGGUGCGUGUGGUUACCACCUCCACCAGCUCCCCCAAUGGCUACAUCUUGGCCAGCACUGCUGCCGCAAUGACUGGAGAAGGCUCUGGAGACCACAGAGGCGCUGUGGAAGAGAUGGGGGCUCCAACAUCCAUCCCUGCAGGAAGCAGAGUAAUCCAGGCUGUGGGAAGCCACCUGGGCUCAGCCACUAGAGGGCAGCAAAGUUACACAGUUCUGCAGCAGGGCUCCUUGCCAGUGGGCCAGCACCAGCUCCCAAUUCAGCCCAUCACACAGAACGGCAAGCAUACUCUCCCCACGGCCAGUGUCUCGCCCAGUACUUAUGUUCUCACCAACCCUCUUCAGAUCUUGGCUGCCCAGGCCUCUACCUCUCCUCCAGUCUUGGUGAACAGGCCCCCCAGCGUGGAGAUGGAAGAAUCUGGCCCACGGGAACCUGAGGCCAAACGGCUGAAGAUGGAGGAGGACAGUGUGGGUUCAGUCCCCCAGCCUGUCAUUGUUGCAAUGAACCAGGAAGCCAGCGACUGAGUGAGUGGAGGAGCAAAUGAAAGAGAAGAACCUUAAAGUGAACCCCACAAUAGUGUUAGCCCAAGGUGCCAAGGUUAUUGAGGGGAAAAUGUUAUUGUUCUGUUUUCUUUUUUUUCCUUUUACAAAGAACUUUUCUGUGAGAGAACAAGUCCAUCACGGGUAACGUAAUCGUAUCUCUCGCAAGAGGAUCAACAGUGUGUUCUGAUAUGAGUUAAAAAUGCAUUAUCCUAUUAAGCCUUAAAAGCAAAUGCUGACAUGGUUUUAAUUUUGUGGGUUUCUUUAAAGAGGAUUGAAAAGGUCCCUCUGAGAUAUUGGAGAGCAUGCAUGCGCAUGUGCUGCCAUGUAGUUCCUCACAAGGUACAGUUGAGUUAGUACUUACUUUGAGUUGGGGUGGGACCAAUAACAAAGCAGCUAUUUCUAUUUGGGAGCACAGGUCUCUCAGAAUUGAAGCAUUAUGUUUUAAGCUCAUUGGAAGCUGGGAGUUAUCCCAGGUUUCAGUGUCACUUAGCAAGGAUUUAUUUAUCGUUCUUUGUCAACUUGACACCAUCUCUACAGAAAUUAGAUUGUUAUAACUAAAGUCACAUAAAAAAAUGAAAAACAAAACUUAGUACAUGAACUUAAAGGCCCCAUUUUGUCUAGCUGGAGCUCUUUAACAUGGUAGUAUAAAGUAUUUUUCUAUGGAGGGCUAUUACCUUGCUUACAUAGAUGUUAUAAUGAGGAAUGUCUAGCUCGUGUCACUUUUUGGAUUGGUCUGUGUAUAGUGCAAAUUUAAAACGAACUUGAUGAAUGUAUGUACUUUUGUUCAUUUGUUAUGGUUCGUGGCUCCCUUUUUGACCUAAACACCUGUCAAGAAUUUAGAAUGUGCUGUCAUUAACUUUGAAUGUUCUGUUUAUAAAAAAAAGAAAAAAAAAGGAAUAACCGUAUUUUUUUGAAGUGAAAUUCUGUAUUUAAUGUAGCGCAGACACACGUCUAUCCAUCCUCUGUAUGCUUAGCCAGAAGUUCAUGUAUGGCUGAGAUUUGCAGAACCUAAUCAGAUUUGCAUUAUUCAGUGAUGAUUAAGUCACAAGCAAAUUGUAUAUGCUGGAAUAUUUAACUAUUAAGAGGGGCUACUGACAACCAAAUCUGUUUAUUUCUGUUUCUAAGACCCAGGAAUGUAACCUUUUAAUAUUCACCAUCCGAGAGGCAAGUUUUCCACUGUCGUCCAGCUGUGAUGAUGGUGGGACAUACUAAAUGAAUGUUAAACCUUUUAUAAAAGUUCUCAAGACUUUGCAAUUGUUCUUUCCACAAAAAGAGCUUAUUUUGGUAACAUUUGCAAAGUAUUAAUCAAACUUUAUAUUUUUAUUAACACAACAGAGCAAAUAUAUAGUGUUUGAAUCCUUGAAGGUAGUUUUCAAGACAAUCACUAACAGGGUGGUUUUUUUGUUUACCACUUUAUGGAUGCGAAGAAGCACUUCAGGUUGCUUGUAAUAUUAACAGAGAUAGAACAACGUAAAAGACCAAAUGCAUAUCCUCUUCAUUAGUGCCUUGGAGGUUUGUAGUAAAGCUUCAUGCUCUACUACUUGCUACUUGGAAGUUGGAACACUGAAGGUUUUUUUUUUUCCCUCUUCAGGUUUAGAAAGACAAUUUUACACUGUACUUUCUAUCAGGUUUAAACUAGAAAGAGUCAUACUUCAGUCGGCUCUCAAUCCAUGCAUUGUGAUGAAGAAAAUAAUUAAUAAGUAAUAAAUCACGCUGCCAUACGUAUUUAAUCAGGCUGUGUAAACCUGUCUAAAAGGGGCAAAUUUAACACACAAACAAUAAAUAGACCUACCCACGCAGCAUAGAAAGAGGAGAGGAAGAUAGUCAAAAAUCAAAUUUCUAAUGUCAUUUUUUUUUCUUCUCUUUUUAGCUAUUAAUGUAUUCUGAAAUGUUACACGCUGUAGUUAAAAUGAUGUAAUUAGAGAUAGAUCACACGCUUAAACCACUGAAACUCCAUUUUAAGUUUAGUUAUUAAUUUACCUCAAUGUUAAAUUCAGCCAUUUGACUAUAAUGGCUAAGCAUUAACAGCUGUAAUUUAAGUAUUCGAGGUGGGAGAGGGGGGAUUUUUAAGUUUUUUUAAACCUCUCAUGAAAGUAAAAGAGAAAUGAAAUGAAUGAAAAAACAAGCACUUGGUUUGUGGAGUUAAGUUGCAUUUCUCUUUAAACCCAUUGAAUGAACUUUCACUGCCUAAAGAUAUUUUGCAUACAUUUUUAACAAUCUAUAAGUGUCUCAAUCAGCGAGUUAUAAGGUAAAUAUAAAGUAUUUUUUUCAACUAAUCUGAUGUAUUCGAUUUGUGUGCUUUUUGGUGUUUUUUGCAUAUUAGCUUAUGCAAGUGUUUAUACACUAAACAUUUAUAAUUUAAAAUCAAGUCUAAUGAACUGAUGCACGUUUUCUUUCACUUCUGUUAUUAGUUCUCGCUCUGGGUUUGAUCUCUGGCCACUGUUUACAAAGCAGCCUGUGUUAGUCCUUGCUCAGAAGCGUUGUCUUUAUAAGCCUUUGUUAUAAAGAUAGUCAUGCGUUCAUUAAUAAUUGUCUGACAUUUUCGCACAACCCCAUUAGAAGUGGUGAAGGAGCAUAGUUUCUUUAUUUCUGAAAUGCAUUUAAAGACCUAAAGAGGAAACGCUGAAACAAAGGCGUGCCCAUGUCUCCAUCAGCUCUCUGUUCACUAGCAGAGAGAAUGAUAAACUUGCAUUGUAUAUUUUAAUCAGUGUGAUCAUAAAGGGCCUUUUGUUCUAUCGCUGUUCUACGUAUUCUGCUGCUGCACAGAACGCCAGCCUACAAGUUGCAGUUUCCUCAUGAUUGGCUGAAACUAGAAAAUAUACAUGGGCUGAAAAGCAGUUUUGAAAAGGGCCAUCGUCUCCUUUCUUUUUUACCUAUACUGGUGUUUUGUUGUCUUUUUUUUUUUUUUUUUUUUUUUUUCUCAUUCAUGUAAUUUCAUUUGAAACGUUUAACUCUUGCAGUCCUACUUGUCUGUAUUGUAUUGCCUGGUAUUUUGUCUCAUUCUGUAGUUUAGAUUUGCCUCUCAUCUUGAUUACAUUAAAACUGUUUUAAUGUAAUGUUUCUCUCUUCACAUGUGCAGCUCCAUCUGUCCUCUCACUGCCUUGUGGAAAGCUCUAGAAAAUGCUGAAAAUGUGACGACAGCCUAUUAAAAGGUUUGAGCUGUCAACUGCA